AUGACAAGAUUUAUUUUGUUGUUUCUCUGUUCCACGAAUUCCAAAAGCCAGAUUCAAGGAUAUGUUUCUCUUUCAGAAUUUGAAGAUUCACGAAAAAAUCGUUUACAGGAAUUCGUCUUUGUUUCCAGGAUGAUUGGUUUUCGGCCAAACUGGAAUGAGACCAUUCCUCAAUACUGGAUCGACAAGGGACUUACUAAAGAGGUGAUGCUACAAUGGUACACAAAUUUGUCAAUACUGGUAAUUACUCUUCAAAUCCUUGCCCUUUCAAAUUAUGCAUUCACUUGGUGGGUGCGUAAAAACAUCGACCCCUUGAAACUUAUCGGAGAAAAGCCCCUCACGAAACUGGAGAAAUAUGCGCAAGCUUGUAAACUCGGCCAAGAACCUGCGAUGAAUUUUAUUUCCUCAACUCUCGUCACCAAUGACAGAACAUACAUCAUCAUUCGAAUCAUUCUGGCUCUUUGGUCAUCGGCGCUAACUCUUGUCACUAUAAAAUGGGAAGGAAUACGAGCACUUUUCAGUGGAUCCUACUAUCCGAUCGCCGUGUGUAUGACAAUUUACGUCAACUUCAAUCGAGAACUCAUCAUUGAUGGAUUUGGAGGCAAAGUUCAGUUUGUCAACAAACUUCUGUCGUUAUUAUUCAACUGUCAGACUCCGAUGAGGCUUUUUGUUGCGCUUACGUGGUGGACACAAUGGUUCGGACUUGGAUACCGCUACAGAGACAUGUCUCGGCCGUUUCCGAUUCCGAGGUGGGUGCUCUUCAACAAAGAAUUCGCUCCCAUCCUCUUCAUGCUUGUUGAAUUGCUUUGGUUUGAUACAAUGGUUACUUACUUGGGAGUUUGGGGACCAACCUUUGUCGGGAAUUUCGUUGUAUUUCAAAUACAGUAUUUGGAAUGCUCAAUGACGUCGUUGUAG
Oikopleura dioica is the source of this 912-nucleotide messenger RNA. The record is from the annotation of a GenBank genome assembly. Lineage: Eukaryota; Metazoa; Chordata; Appendicularia; Copelata; Oikopleuridae.